GGUUUACUUGGAGUUGAAGCGGUAGGACAUACUGAGGUCCUGCUUUUAGUAUCAUCGGUCCACAGCACACAGAAAGCUUCUCAAACUCUGCAGCUGAAGCUCUUUAUGUGAAUAUAUGGACAUGGCACAGCUGCAUGUGGAAACCGAUGGAAUCUUAAAGGAGUUGGAUGAUUAUUUGGAAUAUGGCCAGAACAUCACCUAUGACUAUCCAGUGGAUGAGUCUUUUGUGAAAAGAGACAGUGAGGCAGUGUGGGUCCCUGCUCUGUACUCCAUAGUGUUUUUUGUUGGAAUCCUGGGAAAUAUUAUUCUCCUGACAGUUCUGGUUCAAAAGAGGAGACUGUGGAGCCUAUCGGACACCUUUAUUCUCCACCUGAGUAUCGUGGACAUCCUCCUCCUGUUAAUGCUGCCCUUUUGGGCUGCACAGACAAAUCAGCUUUGUUACUGGUUUUGGGGGAUUUUCAGCCGGGUCUUUGGGGUCGUUUUCAAGCUCAACUACUACUGUGGGAUCUUUCUGCUGUUUUGCAUCAGUCUUCAAAACUACCUCUCUCUCAUCCAUGACAUCCAGUUGUAUUCCCACGAGAAGCCCUUCUUUGUUCAUAUCAGCUGCCUGUCAGUCUGGCUUAUCUCUGUCCUCCUCACUGCACCUGACUGGAUUUUCCUGGUGGGUAAAAAUAAUUACACAGAAGAUAAUACUUGUGUUAAUAUCUACCCUCAAUCUGGAACUGACUGGCAGUUGUGGUCUCGCCUGCUACACCACAUAUUUGGCUUGGUGCUACCUGCGUUCAUGCUGAUGAUCUUCUUACAUAUCCUAUGGCGGCAGUGCAGCUCUAAUGGGGCUCGAAUGCAGAGAAAUGUCAUCGUCAUCCUGUCUCUGGUGGGCGUAUUCUGUCUGUGUUGGAUGCCGUACAACUUCAUACUUGUUUUGGACACUCUCCAGAACAGACUUCAGAAACAUCCAAAUGAUUUACAUGAAAGUUCUGAAGGUUCACUAAAAACACUUCUUAUGGUCACCGCUGCUAUAGGCUGCCUUCACGCCAGCCUGAGGCCUCUGCUGUAUCUCGGCCUGUGUGGAAACUUCAGGCAACACUUACUGGCCAUGCUGAGAUGUAAUAAAACUGAACCAAAAGGCUCACUCUGGGAUCUUGGUGUAGGCCAGAGACAGCAGCCUGAUCACAGCCAGGUUCAACAGGAAGAGCUGAAACAGAUGACGGUUGUAGAGAAUCCAUUAGCUUAUUGAAGAUGAACACAGAAACAUUCUCUCUUCUGACUCAGAUGUGAGCAGCAUGUUGUUUCACUCCUGAGAGGAUGUGAAUUCAAUCUCAUGUCAAGGCAUGGAGGACUUUAUUCUGUGUAACUGACAAGUAGAUAUUUAUGUACAAAAACUACUUUCAUAUUUCACUAUAAUGCUAAGGUUUUGGAGAUCCAUCAUGGUGACACAUACUCAUCCACAAGCACAAAAUGUAGAUCUUUCUUAUUAUUUUAAAUAAAAGUAUUUCAUUUUUUUUUUAUCAAUAGUGAAAUAUCUGUGUUGUUAGUGAACUGAUUUCAACACAUUUAUCAUUAAGCUAAUACUGUAAUCAAGUCGAUAUAAUGCAAACUGUUAUCUGUGAUAGUAUUAUUGACUUCUUACAUUAAACAACACAUAAACACAUUUUGUAACUUUAUUGCCAUAAACAGUUUCGUGUUUCUUUUUAUGUCAUUGGUGGGCAACUCCAGGCAUCGAGGGCCGGUGUCCUGCAGGUUUUAGAUAGCACCCUGGGUCAACACACCUGAAUCAAAUAAUUAGUUCAUUACCAGGCCUGUAGACAACUUCAAGACAUGUUGUGGAGGUAAUUUAGCCAUUUGAAUCAGCUGUGUUGGAUCAAGGACACGGUGGGCGUUUCUCAAUAUGCGUACUUGUGCGUACUUGCGUUCUCGUGUACUCGUGAUACGUCAUCAGUCGGAGACCAAGUACUGUUCCAAUUCGAAGUACGCGUCAAGCCGAGAACGCGAAAAAGUCCCGGAUGUGUUCUCGCUCCGCCCGUUUUAUCGAGCAUGCAUCGGUGUGGACUUGGUACAGCUAAAUAUCCCAGAAUGCAUUUCGUCCAGAACAGCGGACUCCCGGCACAUCGUUUUCAACCCCCCCCCCGCCCGCGGUCUUUUCGCUACUCAGGUUAAACAAACCCCAGCAGCUGUCUAUUGUAUUAAAUGUCCACUAAAAUAAAAAUAAAAGGGUUC
Pelmatolapia mariae (spotted tilapia) is the source of this 2217-nucleotide messenger RNA. Its product is annotated as C-X-C chemokine receptor type 3-like. The transcript is spliced from 3 exons. Gene Ontology annotation, molecular function: C-C chemokine receptor activity; C-C chemokine binding. Gene Ontology annotation, cellular component: membrane; external side of plasma membrane. Gene Ontology annotation, biological process: calcium-mediated signaling; immune response; positive regulation of cytosolic calcium ion concentration. The record is from RefSeq and is a predicted model, not a curated record. The coding region runs from base 116 to 1237 and encodes 373 amino acids. NCBI's taxonomy places the organism in Eukaryota, Metazoa, Chordata, Actinopteri, Cichliformes, Cichlidae.